AUGUACGCUUCCGACUAUUUUAAUAUAACACCGCCUAACCAAUAUAGUUUUCUUGGGUUCUAUCAACAUCGGUCUAAACAAAAUGAUUUUAAGUUUUCAUUUCGCAAAGAAGCAAAUAUUUUACGCAAAAGUCUAAAAGCAAUAUUAAGUAAUAGUAGUAACUCAGAAAUAAUUGAAAGUGCUAAAAGUCUCGAGGAAAGUUUUGAGUCUGAAACUCACACAACUACGGCGGACUCCUUACGUGCAGUCUACCUUAUGACCUUACGUGCUCGUUGUGGUCUACAAAAAAGUAGUAUGGGAAGCUUCCAAAUCACCGAAACAAAUUCCGGAAAGUUGACAAAUUCUGGAACGAUAUUGAAAACGGAUGUUUACAUGAAGAAAUCUUUAGAGAGGAGAAGGUUGAAAAUGGCUCGUGUGGUAACUCAAGGGACUUCGAAAGCAACUGCAACAGUAAUGGAAAAUGUCGAUAUAAGACUGAAGUCUAAUCGAAAACAUAAUUUACCCGAUACAUCCAAACGUACUGAUGAAAUCAAAGAUGAAACAGCUAAAAGGAUCAAAGCAACCCAAGACCCAUCAUUUAAUUUGGAAGAAAGUGACGAACAAAAUAAUGGGAUUAUGAAGGAAGAAAGUCAGAAAGCAAAAAAUUAUGAUGAAAACAUUUCAUCAGCUGACGAAUCGGAUUUGGAAUAUCCAAGAGAACAGAUGAAUGACGAAUUAAAUUCCGUGAUAUCAUCUAUCUAUGAGGACGAAGAUGAAGAAAAUUCUUUAGAUGGCAGUUCUGAUGAAGAAGAUACAGCCGAACUUGCAGAUGUGUCAUUUAAUUCUUUCGUUGGUUCAAAAACUGAUAACAAAAAUUAUAAUUGGAAAUUAAAAAAUAAUGAAAGCGUAAGAGGUCGUCUUAUAAAUAGGACAAAAGAAGCGAUUGAAGAAGCAAAAAAAACCGAAAAAGUAGACUCGAAACUAAUGAGUGUUAUAAGAUUGGGACUUUCAUCCAUCAUAGAUCUUUCGUCGGAAUUUAAAGGAGGCAUGCACUCCUGGUUCGGGGACAAUUGGAUACCAUUAAAGAAUGAAGUAUUAUCAAAAAUUAACUUGAAAGUUGAAAGGUUCACAGGAGAAGUAUCAGAAUUAAUCACAAAAGUAGAAAAUCUAUGUGAUUCAUAUGACUAUUUGGGGGCACGAAAACUUGUAUUAGAAAAAGUGAUGGAACGACCCAUUGAGAAAAAUCCCUAUAUUUUCAUCAAAAGAGAUGGUCGGCCUCAAAACCAUACAGAAAUCCAAUAUGUAAUGAUUUUAUCAGGUCCUAUUUUAGACAUAAUAUUCUCAGAUCAACGAGAUUAUGUUAGAUUAAUAUGGGGAGAAUCAGUUUCACAAGUCACUAAUGAUUCAAGAAGAAAAAUUGAUCUUUGUAUAAGAACGGAAGAUGGUACCAAAGAAUUGAGCCAUUCCGAAUGUGCUCGGGAAGCUACAUUUAUAAAAAUUUUAAAAGACCGCAGUAAAUCUCUGAGAACUAAUAAAUGUAUACUCAAUAACUUCCUUGAAAGCAAUAUUCUUGACGAAGCUUUAGAAGAUACAGCAAUUUUCGGAUUGCAGUUGGCAGCUUUGGAAGGUCAAUUAAUUGGAAUUGAUUUAUUGGAUGAAGGACUUUAUUUUGGAUUUAAUGGACCAGCUUUUAGGUUUCCCGCACAGAUAUGCAGUAUUGGUGUCUUAAGACAAACAUUAGAGGAGAAAGUCAUCAAAAAAGCAAAACAUUUACUUCAGAAUUCAAGCGAAAAUAAGAUUACCAAACUUUUACAUUCCGAAAAUAUUGAGAG
Messenger RNA from Diversispora eburnea, 1811 nucleotides. The record is from the annotation of a GenBank genome assembly. Lineage: Eukaryota; Fungi; Glomeromycota; Glomeromycetes; Diversisporales; Diversisporaceae.